AUGGAUUCAUUGUUCGACGAUGACGUGCUCGACCCGCUUCCAGUCUUCUUCAAACUGCAGACAAAAGACGGAAAAGUGUUGGAGAUGUCGCUUCCGGCACUUCGUCUCUCCACAACUUUGGGCGAUCUGCUCGAUUGUCGCGCCCACGACACUCCGAUGGACGUGCCGAUCCAGGUGCAGUGCGUCAAGUGGCCGAUGCUCUCGCUGAUCGCACAAUGGUGCGAGCAUCACAAAGACGAGGUACGGAGAGCCAGGCUUGCGAACGGGCCGACCGAAAACUCGCUUCAAAAUCAAAGUUGUGAGUGGAACGACGUAUCACAUUGAAGAUAUCGAUGAGUUCUCAAUGUGUGACAACAAACGGGCCGGUUUUAGAGCCGGUAUUGCGGAAAAAAAAAUCAUUCUAGGCCGGCCCGUUCUUAAUACCGGCUCUAAAACCGGCUCGUAUGUUGUCAAACAUUAAGAACUCAUCGGGAUCUACCAUUUGAUACGUCGUUCUACUCACAAUUUUGAUUUUGAAGCAAGUCUGCAGGGAGCGUAUUAAUACACAAAAUCCAUUUUUUAGGUUACCUUCAAACUUACCUACGAAAUGUCCGAGUGGGACCGCGAUUUUCUGGACCUUGAUGACGGGGAGCUGUUCGACUUGAUAAACUGCUCGUACUAUUUGGACAUCCAGGGACUGAUGCAUAUCGGGUGCAUACAGGUGAUGGACAAUGUGAACGGCAAAACCACCCAACGCGCAAUGUUCAAGUUGUGCCGCAUGAGCGAGGAGGAGGCGAAGGAGCGCAGAACGUACUCGCUGGUCGACGCGAAGGCCGUGAUCGAGCUGAUCAAGGCGAACGAGCUCAAGUACGCCGAUAUGACGGGGGCCGUGUAG
This is a messenger RNA of Caenorhabditis sp. 36 PRJEB53466, 874 nucleotides long. The record is from the annotation of a GenBank genome assembly. Lineage: Eukaryota; Metazoa; Nematoda; Chromadorea; Rhabditida; Rhabditidae.